ACACUGCAGUGGCCGUGACAGAGUCAGGAAACAAGCCAAGCCGUGCCGUGCCGUGCCGAGCCGAGGCAGCAAUUCAACACAGAGCUCGACCCGGUGUUUACACACGGAGCUUAGCAUUUUAUCUGAUGAUGGAAGAACAGCUGAAGAAGACACUCGCUGCCGGAUAAACCGCCGAGACGGAUGCAAGGCGCGGUGUUCCGGUGGGAAUCAUCUGGAGCCCUCUGUGAGGAGUGGAGACGGACCUGUCAUGGAUGUCACGGUGUGUCUGUGCAGGUAAACGCCAAAAGCAAGGCAGCCUGGCUAGCCGCUCGGCUAGUCGCGCAGCAGGAAGAUAGCUUAGCACCAGACGCUAACGUUACCAACUAACGGACAAGUUGGGUUGGAUGAACUGUUGCCAGACACCACCGCCCAGCAUGGAUAUCUUUUCCCCCCGCAAAUUUUAAACUGACUUUAUAAACGACCAUACAUUGUCCUUUUAUUUUUGGUUUUGUAUUACCCUGAAGGAUAAACUCGUGGCUGCUGGUGCUGCACGCUUGAUUGACAGCUUGUCACAACGGGUUCUCCAGAUGUGCAGGCAGCACGGGGCGUACCGAGUGUAGCUCGGCUCUCUUAAGUUAGCUAGCCGCAGGACCGGCUACUGACCAGGAAUGGCUGGCUUGGACAAACUCUUGGGGGGGGACUCUGAACUCCAGUGAACUGCAUCAGCACGCGAUGAAUUUCAUUUCGGUGGCGAGUCGUCACUGAAGUCGACACCAGCGCGAGCGGACACGUUGCCAGCAGGCUGAACGGCUGACAUUAUACCGAGAGGACUCAGCCGCACGGCGACACGGGCUGUCGAGCGGGCCAAACCCACACGCGCCAGUGUUUUUUUUAAUACAGUUAAGUGAUGAAGAAGAUGGAAAAUAGAAACAAGAGGAAACUCAUGGAGCACCAGGAGAGCGGGGGAGCGGAGAAAGAUGCGAGGGAGUUUGUGGUUCCACCUCCUCUCCUCUUCAGGAAGCUGAGCAACCCCGACCUGUCGCCCGCGGCCACCGCCGCUACCAAAUCCAAACUGCACCGACAGCUGAGCCAGGACGAAAGCUGGACCCGACGCAGCAGCCUGGCCAUGACCGGUAAGCAGCUGCUGCCUCUGUCCAGCAGUCUGCACGCCGGAGUGAGCCAGCUGGCCUGGCAGGGGCCACCGGGAGGUUGUGGAGGGCCCGGGGCCACGGGGGGAAUGUCCGCAGGAGGAGGAGGAGGAGAGGGGAACAACCUGGUCCGCAUGAGGAGCCAAACCUUGGGGCAGUCUGCUCCGUCUCUCACCGGACUGAAGGAGCUGAGCCUUCCCAGAAGAGGCAGUUUCUGUCGAACGAGCAACAGGAAGAGCCUGAUUGUGACGUCCAGCACCUCCCCCACUCUGCCACGACCACACUCACCUCUGCAUGGACACACAGGUACCAGCCCGCUGGACAGCCCUCGCAACUUCUCCCCCAACACAGCUGCACACUUCUCCUUUGUUCCUGCACGCAGUCACGGACACAGGGCUGACAGGACGGAUGGCAGACGCUGGUCUCUGGCCUCGCUGCCUUCCUCAGGCUAUGGCACCAACACUCCCAGCUCCACUGUCUCGUCCUCCUGUUCAUCUCAGGAGAAGCUGCACCAGCUGCCCUUCCAGCCCACGCCAGACGAGCUGCACUUCCUCACCAAACACUUCAGCUCCGAGAGCAUCACGGACGAGGAGGGCCGCCGCUCCCCCGCCAUGAGACCGCGCUCCCGCAGCCUCAGCCCCGGGCGUUCGCCUAUCUCCUUCGACCAUGAGAUCGUGAUGAUGAACCAUGUGUACAAGGAGAGGUUCCCCAAGGCGACGGCUCAAAUGGAGGAGCGUCUGGCUGUGCUGCUCUGCUCCUCGGCCCCGGACAAGGUGUGCCCGCUGGCCGACGGGGUCCUGAGCUUCAUCCACCACCAGCUGAUAGAGCUGUCCAGAGACUGCCUGGUGAAAAGCCGAGAGGGCCUCAUCACCUCCCGCUACUUCUACGAGCUCCAGGAGAACCUGGAGAAGCUGCUGCAGGAUGCUCACGAGCGCUCGGAGAGCGUGGAGGUGACCUUUGUCACGCAACUCGUCAGGAAGCUGAUGAUCAUCAUCGCCCGGCCAGCGCGUCUGCUGGAGUGUCUGGAGUUUGAUCCGGAGGAGUUCUACCAUUUGUUGGAAGCAGCAGAGGGCCAUGCCAAGGAGGGCCAAGGCAUCAAGUGCGACAUCCCCCGAUACAUCAUCAGCCAGCUGGGCCUCACCAGGGAUCCCCUGGAGGAAAUGGCCCAGCUGAGCAGCUAUGACAGUGGGAACCCAGAAACCCCAGAGACUGAUGACUCCGUGGACGGUCAAGGCACCCCAGUCCCAGCAGCUCCUCCACACUUUAAAGCCAAAGCACCUCGUGAGGAAGACUUUGAAAACAUCAAGCUCAUCAGUAACGGAGCCUACGGCACCGUGUUCCUGGUGCGUCACAAGGAGACCCGGCAGCGUUUCGCCAUGAAGAAGAUCAACAAGCAGAACCUGAUCCUGAGGAACCAGAUCCAGCAGGCCUUCGUGGAACGGGACAUCCUGACGUUUGCCGAGAACCCGUUUGUCGUCUCCAUGUUCUGCUCCUUCGAGACCAGGAGACACCUCUGCAUGGUGAUGGAGUACGUGGAGGGUGGAGACUGUGCCACGCUGCUGAAGAAUAUCGGAGCUUUGCCGGUCGACAUGGCCCGUAUGUACUUUGCAGAGACCGUCCUCGCGUUGGAGUAUCUUCACAAUUACGGCAUCGUGCACAGAGACCUCAAACCCGACAAUCUUCUCAUCACCUCCAUGGGACACAUUAAGCUGACAGACUUCGGUCUCUCAAAGAUCGGUUUGAUGAGUUUGACCACAAACCUGUAUGAAGGACACAUCGAGAAAGACACCAGAGAGUUCCUCGAUAAACAGGUGUGUGGCACUCCAGAGUACAUCGCCCCAGAGGUGAUUCUGCGUCGGGGCUACGGGAAGCCGGUGGACUGGUGGGCCAUGGGAGUCAUCCUGUACGAGUUCCUGGUGGGCUGUGCUCCUUUCUUUGGAGACACACCGGAGGAGCUGUUUGGUCAGGUCAUCAGUGAUGAGAUCAUCUGGCCGGAGGAGGACGAAGCUCUGCCUCAGGAAGCUCAGGACCUCAUCUCCAGACUGCUGAGACAAAAUCCUCUGGAGCGACUGGGCACAGGAAGUGCCUUUGAGGUGAAGCAGCACUCGUUCUUCACAGAGCUGGACUGGAACAGCCUGCUGAGGCAGAAGGCCGAGUUCAUUCCCCAGCUGGAGUCUGAGGACGACACCAGCUACUUUGACACUCGCUCCGACCGGUACCACCAUGUAGAUUCAGAGGAAGAGGAUGACACCAACGAUGAGGAACAUGUGGAGAUUCGGCAGUUCUCCUCCUGCUCGCCUCGUUUCAGCAAGGUGUACAGCAGUAUGGAGCGUCUGUCUCUUCAUGAGGAGAAGAGGACUCCUCCUCCCACCAAACGCAGCCUCAGUGAGGAGGGAGGAGAUCGCAUCGACAGCCUGUGCGGACUCAAGUCCAGAGAUCGAUCCUGGCUGGUGGGAUCUCCAGAGAUCCUGCGGAAGCGUCUGUCUGUCUCGGAGUCGUCCCACACAGAGAGCGACUCCAGCCCACCACUGACCGUCCGGAGACGCUGCUGUUCAGCCAUCAUUGAGAUGCCCCGCUUCGCCAUCUCCUCAGAGGAAGAGGGGGGUCAAGGUGCAGCUGGAAGCCGCAAGAGUCCCAGCCUGUUGGGUCUGAGUGCAGUGAGGGGCCCGCGGUGUGACGAGCUGCCCCUCGCCAUCCCAGAGCUCCCAGUGGAGAGAGAGCUGAAGCUGGAUGAGUCUCCCACCACACCGAGCUCCACCUGCAGUCAACUGAGCAAGGCCACGCUCACAUCGGGCGGUUCAGGCGACGUGAGUGACCGUGGUCACAGAGGUAACGGCGGUGCCAGUGCAGCUGCUAAAGCUGCAGCAGACAGCGACUCUCCGUCCACUCCAAGAGCCAUCAGCGACCUGGCGGCUCGCAGGGCUCGCCAUCGGCUGCUGUCUGGGGAUGCAGACAAACACACGGCGGCGCCAAGCUCCAGACCGCUCAACAAGGUCAUCAAGUCGGCGUCUGCCACAACAUUGUCACUGAUGAUCCCUGCAGACCACCAUGGAGCCUCUCCAUUGGCCAGCCCGAUGUCACCCCACUCACUGUCGUCCAAUCCGUCGUCGCGGGACUCCUCCCCGAGCCGCGACCUGUCCCCAGCCGUCAAGCCCCCCAUGGUGAUCCAAAGAGCGGGCAAGAAGUAUGGCUUCACCCUGAGGGCCAUCCGAGUGUACAUGGGAGACUCUGACAUCUACACUGUGCACCACAUGGUCUGGCAUGUGGAGGUGGGCGGUCCAGCCCACGAUGCGGGGCUGAGGGAGGGAGACCUGAUCACCCAAGUCAACGGAGAGCCGGUUCACGGUCUGGUUCACACAGAGGUGGUGGAGCUCAUACUGAAGAGCGGUCCCAUAGUCUCCAUCUCUGCCACCCCGUUUGAGAACACAACCAUCAAGGUCGGCCCCGCCCGAAAGACGACCAACAAAUCCAAGAUGGCGAGACGAAACAAGAAGACCAAGACCAAGGAGGGACAGGACAGUAAGAAGAGGACGUCUCUGUUCAGGAAGAUCACCAAGCAGGCGUCUCUCCUCCACACCAGUCGCAGUUUGUCCUCUCUGAACCGCUCUCUCUCCUCUGGGGAGAGCGGCCCAGGCUCGCCCACACACAAUCUGUCACCACGGAGCCCGACGCAGGGCUACAGGUCCACGCCAGACUCCACCCACUCAGUUGGUGGAAACUCAUCUCAGAGCAGCUCUCCCAGCUCCAGUGUCCCAAACUCCCCGGCGAGCUCCGGCCACAUCAGGCCCAGCUCCCUGCACGGCCUCGCCCCGAAGCUCCAGCGCCAGUACCGCUCACCCCGACGCAAGUCUGCCGGCAACAUCCCCCUCUCCCCUCUGGCCCGCACACCUUCGCCCACCCCUCAGAGCUCCUCGCCACAGCGCUCACCCUCCCCUCUGCCCAGCCACGCUCUGGCACAGUCUGCGGUGGGUCAGUCGUUCCCCGUGAAGCUCCACUCCUCCCCUCCCCAGGUGAGGCAGAUAUCCAGGCCUAAGAGCGCGGAGCCUCCACGUUCUCCGCUCCUCAAGAGGGUGCAGUCUGCUGAGAAACUGGCCUCCUCACUCUCCAACCCCCCCCCGUCUCCGUCUGGGGUGGCCGCCGUGGGAGCGACUGCGGGGAGCCGCAAACACAGUCUGGACAUCUCGCAUUCUGAGUUUAAGAAGGAGAUUCUGCAGAGAGAACCGAGCCUACAGAGCCUUCAGGAGUCAGCCAGCGAGGGUCUGCUGUCCUCAGCAGGACGCAGCGUGGAGACGGGCAGCCUGCAGAAACACUCCUCUUCAUCCAGGAAGUUAGGGCGUCAGGAAGGGGACGGCGCCCUCAGCACGGUGUCCGGCUCGCUGGGCCUGGCCCCCGGGAAGAGCAAGCUGAAGGACAAACUGUCCGCCAUCCGGCAGGACAGAGCCGAGCGGAGGGAGUCGCUCCAGAAGCAAGACGCCAUCCACGAGGUCGAUUCAUCUGAGGACGAGACGGAUGAGGGCUCAGAGGACAGCCAGGACGGACGCAGGGGGGCGACCUUCACCCCACCUCCCCUGCUGAGGCCCACCACUGUGAGAACGGGCCCCGGAGGCACCCUGCCCUCCCUCUGCCUCUCCCCUUGCACCCCUCAUGCCACCUUCACCCACACAGGGCCCACCCAGAUAGGCAGGCCCACUCCCUCGCACACCCUCCCCUCUCUUGCAGAAACAAAGGCUAAUCAGAGCACCCCCUCUCUGGGAGUAAAAGAUGCAAGGUCUGCUUCAUCUACGGAAGACAGUGCAAAACAAGAGAGGAAGGUUCUAGAACCGAGAGGUACCACCAAACCCACUCAGGGCUCCCUUCCCUUCUCCACCCCAGGCAGUGCAUUCAUCUCAGUCAGCAAGGACACUUUCCUCAAGCCAGCUCCUCCACAGGACUCAAAGAGACUCGGGGGGAGGACUGCACCUUCAGAGCCCAGGGCAGAGGACCAAACCCUGGACAGCCCUAGCACCACAGUCCCCUCUACCACGACCACCACAGAUACUACAGAGUGCAGAACCAACACGAAUAGCACAGACUCCAGAACUGCCACCAGUGCUACUGACAGCCAAGAGACUCCCCGCGCCUCCUGCUCCUCUCCUAGCAUCCCCAAGGAGAAGAAGGAGGCAGACAACCGGAGACUCUGUGCUGCGGCUGCUGCAAGUCUAAAUGCGUCGCCCUCGUCCACUUCUGGCUCUGGCUCCGGCUCCGGCUCCAGCUCCAGUUCCAGCUCCCCAGUUCCGGCCCCUGAGAGUGCCGUGGAGAAAGUUGUGUCCCAGCUUGCGACGGUAGCUAAGAGCGUUCUGGGUCCCGUCAAACUGAGCCCCGCCGCAGACAAGAGCCAGCAGGACCCGAAACCAUCCACAGGGGGCACCCCAGAAGUCACACCAACUGGCCCCCUCUCAUUUCCCUCUAAAAAGCCCCCAACCCCUCAGUCCCCUCAGUCCUCUCACCUUUUGGAGUCCCAAACAAGACAGAAAACUGAGCAAGUUGCCUCACCAACCCCCUCACUGAGGUCGACCAAACCAUCCACCCAGAAAGACUUUGCAGCCCUGCCGCCGUCAUACCGCAAGGAUGUCCCAGAAAGGCCCACAUCAGGGUCUGCAUGUAGGGAGAACGCUGCUACGUCUGCAUCUGCACCGUGGCCGGUCGCAGCAGCCGCUCAGCCUGCCCUCAACACUCACCCAAGCUCCUCUGCAGCAUCUGAGCCACAGCGCAAGAGCUCCGAACCCCAGACGACAACUGCCAACGCUGUGUCCGCCUCCGCGCAACAAGACAAAGCAACCAGCAAGAAGACGUAGCAGCGAGAAGUACCAGAACAAAACAGAUCACACACCUUAGUGCUGGCUUGAGGUUUUAGAACUCACACAAACUGCAUGUUUGGAAGAAAACAUAUUAGUAACUUGGCUCUAAUCAGAGACUUUCAAAGCAAAAGAAAGAGUGAGACGCAGAGACAGAUGUGGUUAUCCUAGUUCCAUUCCAGCUCUUCUGUACUCCUCAUGUUCAUGCGAGUUAUUUUGGUGUCCUGACUAUUUGGUUCCUGAUUUAAGACUAAAUGCCACGAGGAGUUGGCGUUUUUAUUUUUAUUUUUAUGCAAACACGUUCGGGGCUAGAAAUAAAGAGCUCAGUGGUCCGUGGACAUCCAGUAUAUAACGCAGACACCUUACACACACCGCUCACGCUCACGAUCACGCAUGUGCUGCCUCAUUACCUCCACGCAUCUUCCUCUAACGGAUCAGGGGGCGCCUUAUUGAACACACACUCUUUCCCUCCUCCCGUCCCCUCCUUGCCCAACAAUAUGGAAGAAGAUUGUGUCUCAGCAAUAAAGCGCAGCGUAUGUUUAGCAAUCUGUAUAAACGCAUUACAGUGUUUUUAAUAGGACUAAAUCUGCAGCACCAAUGUACACUCAGCACCCAGCUAACUAGGCCAAAUUAAAUUCUCCUCUUCGCUGUCGUCCCUGCUGAUCCAACGCUGCAGGGACUGCAGGAUUUAAACAUUUGGAAAGCUGUAAGCUGUCUCAUUGUACUUAGCUGCAGCUAAUUAGUUUCCUACAAAUGCUGAAAGCUAAACUAAAUGCAUUCGAUUAGUCUUCAUAGUUGUGGUUCACUUUUAUGCCGCUGUCAGCAGAGUUAGCAGCCAGGCUUACCGGGUAUGUUUUAACUCCGAACUUGAAAUGAAGCCAAGGAUUUGAAUGCACACCUGAUUUCAUUGGUCGCCUGCACACGCCUCCAAAAGCUUCACCAACAUUCAGCUGAAGAAUCCAAACUGAGCACGCUCAGACCGACGCUGGUUGUUUUAGAAACACUGUUCUGUUGGACCGCCGCCUCUUUAUUUCUAGCUCCAUCAGCCUCUAAAGGCUGCGCUCGUUUUAUUUUGGUAUCUGGACCAACUUGCUGUGUGUUUUUUUUUUUUUGUUUAUUUUUUGCCUCUGAUCCUGUAAAGUCAUCAGACUUUUUUGUGUGUGUGUGUGUGUGUGUGUGUGUGUGUGUGUGUGUGUGUGUGUGUGUGUGUGUGUG
Molecule: messenger RNA, 8176 nt
Organism: Anarrhichthys ocellatus (wolf-eel)
Lineage: Eukaryota; Metazoa; Chordata; Actinopteri; Perciformes; Anarhichadidae
Gene: mast2
Product: microtubule associated serine/threonine kinase 2
Biological process (GO): cytoskeleton organization; intracellular signal transduction; peptidyl-serine phosphorylation
Cellular component (GO): microtubule cytoskeleton
Molecular function (GO): ATP binding; protein binding; magnesium ion binding
Source: RefSeq, a predicted model, not a curated record